Molecule: messenger RNA, 3670 nt
Organism: Amphibalanus amphitrite
Lineage: Eukaryota; Metazoa; Arthropoda; Thecostraca; Balanomorpha; Balanidae
Product: polycystic kidney disease 2-like 2 protein
Exons: 18
Coding region: 507-2831 (774 amino acids)
Biological process (GO): detection of mechanical stimulus
Cellular component (GO): membrane
Molecular function (GO): calcium ion binding; calcium channel activity
Source: RefSeq, a predicted model, not a curated record
AUGACGAUUGAAGAUCAAUUUUCAAGCUGACCUGUAAGGACUAAAUUAAAGUUUAUUUGACGCGUCUCGACAACAGAACUCUAGUCUUCACUUGGACAGCUUCAGAAUGUGUUUAAGCUCUUUGAUUUUUCUCGUAUUCGCAAGCCGUAGUCCGUAGACUUCAAUGCCUACGAUAAGGCCAGGGUAGCGAUAAGGCCGUUUUCGAGGUGCGUGCAUUUGGAAAGGCUCGUGCUCUGUCCAUCGCUGAAAAAUAAUAAAAUCUACACAUUUCAAUUUAUGAUUGGAAAGCACUUAAUGUUUCGAGUUAUUUUGUAAGGUCUUUAAAAUAUUCCGGGUUUUACGUUACCUUUAAUUACGGCCAAUGGAGUGCACCGACCAUUUCCGAGUGUUGUGAAAGCUGUUGGAAAUAGUGUGCUGCUGAUGGCCGAUUUAAAAUGCUAUUUGGUCGCGGUUGUUGAAGAAGACGGUGAGAUUAAAAAGACUGAAGAAAUACUAUAUCGCUGAACAUGCCCACCAACAGCCAGGCAAAUACCGCUUCGGCACCAGAGGGCAGCGGAACACCGGCUGUCAAUGGAGCACCAUCGGGCAGCGGAGCACCAUCGGGCAACGGAGCACCGGCCGCCGGUGACGCGCCGGCCGUCCCCAAACCUGGCUGCUGCGGUGACCACGGGCCAACCGCAUGCAUCGGGGGACUAUGGACCUCCCGUGAAAUGACUGACAUGGAGGACCGUGAAAUUGUUGUUCGCACCAACCUGCGCGAGCUGAUCGUCUACCUAGUGUUCCUGGCGGUCGUCAGCAUCCUGGCUGUGAGCACAACUUCACCUACCAUGUUCUACUUCACAAAAGCUCUGUCCGAGCUCUUUUUGGACGCCUCUUUUGCCGACUCCGAUGGGAAUUUCAAGGAAUCGACUCAAAUACUGGAUUUUUGGAGAUUUGUGGAGGGUCCCCUGGUGGAUGGCCUCUACUGGGAGACGUGGUAUGACCUGGAGCAGACCAAGCUGGACGACAGCGAGGGUGGCAUCGACAUCCUCUACGAGAACCGGCUGCUCGGAGUACCCAGAAUGCGGCAGCUGCAGGUACGCAGCGACUCGUGUCGCGUGGCCGACGACAUGCGCGCCAUCAUCAAGGAGUGCUACGCCGAGUACAGCUGGCUGACCGAGGUCAACUACAACGACUCUAUCGGCACCGGCAACGGCACCGGCUGGCGCUACUGUCCGGAGGACGAGUUGGAGGGACACCCGUUCUGGGGUGAGAUCAGCACCUAUUCGGGAGGCGGCGCAUACGUGGAUUUGUCACACAAACGAAACGAGACUGUGGAUAUGCUGGCCCGCCUCCGCCGCGACCUAUGGAUCGGCCGAGGGACCCGUGCCAUCUUCAUCGACUUCACAGUCUACAACGCAAACAUCAACCUCUUCUGCAUCAUCAAACUGGUGUUCGAGCUGCCCGCCACGGGCGGCAUGAUUCCGUCGUCGUCCUUCCGCACGGUCAAGCUGCUCCGCUACGUUAACCCGUACGACUACUUCGUGAUGGCGUGCGAGUGGGUGUUCAUCCUGUUCACCGUCUACUACAUCAUAGAGGAGAUGUUGGAGUUUCAUGGACAAAAGACGAAAUAUUUCAAGCAUUUCUGGAACCACCUCGACAUGCUAAUGAUUUUGAUUUCCAUUCUUUGUAUCGGCUUCUCUAUCCAUUGCACGAAGGCCGUCAGCGAUAAAAUCGAACUUCUACUGAAAGAUGAUUUGCAGUAUCCCAACUUUGAGCAGCUGGGCUUCUUCCAAACGCAGUUCACCAGCGCCGCGGCACUCUGCGUGUUCUUCGCCUGGGUGAAGCUGUUCAAAUACAUUAGCUUCAACAAGACCAUGAACCAGCUGAGCAGCACUCUGUCCAGGUGCGCACGAGAUAUCAUGGGCUUCGCGAUUAUGUUCUUUAUCGUCUUCUUCGCCUUCGCUCAGCUCGGGUAUCUUCUCUUCGGUACUCAGGUUCGCGACUUCAGCACAUUCACCCGAGCCACGUUCACUCUGCUGCGAACUAUCCUCGGAGAUUUCGACUUUCACGAGAUAGAAGCGGCCAACCGGAUCCUGGGACCGAUCUUCUUCCUCAGCUACGUGUUCUUCGUCUUCUUUGUGCUGAUGAACAUGUUCCUCGCAAUCAUAAACGACACAUACAGUGAGGUAAAGAGCGAUCCGUCAGCGCACAAAAACGAGUUCGAAGUGGCCGACUACUUCAAACGGGGAUACAACAAUGUAAAAGGGAAACUGGGCAAGCGUGACCGUCUGAUUGACCUGGAGACGGCGCUGAAGCUGAUCGAACAGGAGGAGGACGGCAGCUAUUCGCUGGACAUGGUGUGGCACACCAUGAAAAGGUGCAACUUUUCGGACCAGGAGAUAGACCUGUUCUUCGACCAGUACCACCUGGGCGGUGACGGUGCUCCCGUGCCCAAGCCGCCAGAGGCUGACGACGAGGAGGAAAAACCACAGAUUGACGUGGUGCGUCUGCACCGGAUCGUGUUCGGUAACCUGUCGCGGGAGGCGGCCGCCGCCAAGCUGCGCGGCUCGCCCGUCGCCGCCGCCCGGCACCGCGACUCCGAGGCCGGCGGCGACACAGAGAUCGAGGACGCCGAGUACGGCGACUACGACGACUAUGAUGACUAUGACGACUACGACGACUACUACGACCAGCCCGGCGUCAGCCCCGAGGAGUUCACCGAGGUGACUGAGCGGCUGGAUCGACUCGAGAAGAGCCUCACCACCAUCACCUCCAAGAUCGACUCGCUGCUGAAGACUGCGGGCGGAGGCGGAGCGUCGCCCUCCCCCUCCCCAGCACGGCCGCAGUGAUCAGGCACCGCUGAGGCGGCAGGCUCUCACGGAAGUCAAAGUGUAAUCGGCUGCGCAUAUUCGCGAGGUACCUAAUGCAUAAGUAUUAAAGUGACCAUCCCACCUUAAUGGCCAGGCUACACUAUGCGUUUUCUGCGUGCGUUUUUUAGGUUUGCGGGUUUUGCGUAAUAUCGUUCUAGAAUAAAAACGAUAUUAAGUUUUUGUGAUGUUUUUAAAUUAAAUUUUAAUAUUAUAAGAGUUAUAUUAACUUUUGUGCAUAACUUAUGCACAACUAAUGUAAAAGUUAUAGGUAUUAUUUAUAACUUUUUCUAGAACGAUAUUACGCAAAAAACCGCAAGCCCGCAAAAAAAAACGCACGCAGAAAUGCAUAGUGUAGCCAUCACAUAGCUCAUAUCACGCUUGUGCACGCAACUCAUCGGAUGAUUCUAAAGCAGAGGUUUUUCAUUAACAUCGUUCAAGUUUUUACGUUUAUUUUUCCUUUUGCUAUACUCACAUACAUAUACAUGCAUUCGCAAAACACUUUUGCCUUUAUUCUCAUACUUAUGUCUUUAACUUAGGCAUUGUUGUCUGUCAUACUUUUAUUUUUAACUUAUUGUCGCUUUUGUUUUCAAUUUGAAUGAAUGUAUCCAUUCGCACUUGUGUCGCCUUUUACUGUCGUAAGUGUCGUAAGUCGUAAGUCCUUUAUUUCCGUGACUUCACCUGUUAGUGGUGAAUUUCUCUGUUAGUGAAUAGUGGUCAUCACAAAUAAACAAUUGAGACUGUGUGAAGUGUAGGUACAUAGGUCCUACACGUCUGCCCAUGAGCGAUCGCAUGGACCAAAUAUAUGCAUAACGGCAUGA